Molecule: messenger RNA, 3618 nt
Organism: Nerophis lumbriciformis (worm pipefish)
Lineage: Eukaryota; Metazoa; Chordata; Actinopteri; Syngnathiformes; Syngnathidae
Gene: senp1
Product: SUMO specific peptidase 1
Biological process (GO): proteolysis; protein desumoylation
Cellular component (GO): nucleus
Molecular function (GO): deSUMOylase activity
Source: RefSeq, a predicted model, not a curated record
GUAGUGAAGUAGCACGGCCGUCCAAUCAGAUCCGUCAAUGGUGGAGCGCUCCGGUUUCAGCCAUGUUGUGGUUUUGAAUGAGGAAGAAGCGGGAGACACUGCACUUCAACGAGUUUUUUGGCCAUUUAAAGUGUCGUUAACCACAUGUAAACGGGCUAGCGUGAGGCGCAACAGGAUAGCCGUUAUUCCGAAUGCAUUGGUUGUGACUUAACACAUCGCUGUUGUAAUUUAAACAUACUUCUGUAAAUUAGCCGCGCUGCUAACAACGUUGGCUAGCAGGGUAGUUAGCAUUGUGUGUAGACUGGCUAGCGAAGUCACCGUUAACUUGCCAGCGCCGAGUGGGGGGAAACGUUAGAAAUUAGCCCGUUUCCAGCGCACCCGCUCGAAUGACUGGCGUUAGAUUCACUUGUGUCGUCUCCGAGGACCGCUAGACGACACGCACUUGUAACGAGUUAUCUGUGAACCGGCGGUGUUAUAAGUACACUUACUUGGAACCAUGCUGAACAAAAUCUACGAAUGGCUGGAGUCAGGCGUAGCCAAUCUUCGCAAUGGUGUUGCAGCUCCGGAACCAUCUCUUGCAGACCGACCGCCUGGAGAUGAUCUCGUCAGAAUGAGAAGGAAAAGACCACUGGAAUGUUCGAAAGACGGAAAGGAUGGAACAGCAAUAAAGAAAUCUCGAAUGGGAGGGCUUAUUGAAACUAUCCUGGUUUCAGCAGAAGGGGUAAAGAAUCGAAGCGUGAGUGUGGCAACGUGGAUGAAGAACAGUGUGAGCCCUACUUUGAGAAAUGUACUGCCUGCCUCCCCUGGACCUCCGCUUGAACAAUCUCAGCCACAGCCAUCAAUAUCGCCUGCAAGCUGGAUACCAAUGACCAGCUCCAAAGAAAACUCGUUGGACCAGACUUUUGCUGCUCCCUCGACAACUUUGGAGUGGAAAACCUCUAAAUCAGUUUGCAGGCGGCAAAUGCACAUCAAUCCAGGACAUCGUGAAGUACCAAAAAUAAAUGGGCAUCCAUGCAGCUUGCCAUCUACUAUCACAUCCAAAUGUCACCCUUCUGCACGGCUCGGCAGGCCCAUAAACUUCAGAACAUAUGCCACACCAAGUGUGCUUAGUGGGGCAUCUACAACCAGCAGCUCCAGCAAUAGCAUGUACGAGAAGACCUUUCCAAUCAAAGUUUUUCAAAGCCCGUCACACAGAACGUCAUCCGGCCACACACUUCACACUAAGCCCUGCUGCACAGCUCAGGAGUCGGUUUGUUUAGAGGAGAAGGAGGUCUACAGGCAGCUUUUGAACAUGGUCUCAGGUGGUCAGUCGUCGUGUCUUCACAAUGGCCGGCCGCAUUCCAUUGUUCGGUCUCACCGAGAUUUCACCAGCUUUCUGAGCACCAGCCGGAGACUGCUACAAUUUUCUUCCCCUGCUGGUUCUGCGGCAGGGGAUACUUCAGAGGGGCCAAGCAGUCCUCCCAGCCCCAGGGAGGUAUCUAGCCAGAGCUCCAGCAACCUUCCCAGCCCUUUGGGGACCACCCGCAAACCAGGGAACCAGACAUGGUCUCAGGACACGGACCUUAGCUCCAUUCAACCUGCUCCCCUCUUGUCAUCUCCCUCCCCUUCCACACUGCAGGACAAUUCCUCUCAGGACACUCAGUCAUCAGCUCAUGAUGGUGACUCAGUUAUUAUUGUGAAUGAGCAAAAGGUUAAAAAGCAAGACGGCUCAAGAGCGCCUUGCUUCCAAGCCGAGUUAUGGAUUAAAGAGCUGACAAGUAUGUAUGAUUCUCGGGCAAGAGAAAGACGAAGACAUAUAGAAGAGCAGGAGGCUUUGGCGGCCCAGCUGCAGCGGCAGCGGCUGUCCGAGGUAGGGCACCGCAGCAGAGAUGUGGAGGUCCAUGUCCGAGUUCCUUUGGAGAAGGAAAUUCCUUUGACUUUAGUUAUACAAGAGCCUUUUGAAGAUAAACCAGAAUUCCCAGAACUCUCAGAGGAGAUGGAAGCUCAGGUGGACAAGGUGCUAAGACGCGGGAGUCCUGAUGAAAUAUUCAGUGAGGGAUUUGGUCUUAGCCUGACCCGCAAAGAUCUGCAGACUCUCAGUGGCCUUAACUGGCUCAAUGAUGAGGUGAUCAACUUUUACAUGAAUCUGCUGGUGGAACGUAGCAAAACCCCUAAGCUGCCCACUGUCAACACAUUUAGCACAUUCUUCUAUCCCAAGCUGCGCAGUAGCGGAUAUUCUGCUGUCCGCCGCUGGACUAAAAAGAUGGACAUCUUUUCCAAAGACAUUCUUUUGGUUCCUGUCCACCUGAGGAUGCAUUGGUGCCUCUCUGUGGUGGAUUUCCGACAAAAGGCUGUCACAUAUUUUGAUUCUAUGGGAGGAAACAAUGAUGAAGCGUGCAAAGUGUUGCUUGAAUACCUGCAACAAGAAAGUAAGGACAAAAAGGGUCAAGAACUGGAUACCACAGGAUGGACUUUAUGCAGCAAGACGCGCAAUGAAAUCCCACAGCAAAUGAACGGGAGUGACUGUGGAAUGUUCACAUGUAAAUAUGCAGAUUACAUUACCAAAGACAAGCCAAUCACAUUCACACAGAAACAAAUGCCGUAUUUCAGAAGGAGGAUGGUUUGGGAGAUAGUGAACCGUAAACUGUUGUGAAAGGAAAGGUCAGCAGGCCUACCAAGGCCCUGCAACACCAGCUCAUCACAUCAGGGACUGACCAAGCUUAUUGAACUUUUGCUUACAGGAUGUUGCUGGAGCUCUAAGCACUGCCCCCAAGUCGUCUACCCACACUUAAGUUUUUUUUUUCUUGAAUUGUCUUUAGAGCGAGCAUACCUCAAAUACUGCAGGAUUUGUCUGAAAAGUAAUUCUUGUUUACUGACUAUAAAGCAUAUUGUCAAGUCCAGUGUUCAGUUUGAAGCAACCACACAUGUUUAGAUGACAUAAUGGGACUCUCCUAAUGGCACCUUUGUAUUGGGCCAUAAGACUUGUACAUUGUUUUCUCUUGUAAUAUGCACAUUUACAUUCAAUAGAGGAUUAUUUUUCUAAUUUGACUUUCAACAAGUGUUGAAAUAUGACAUUGCCAUGCAGAGUGUGAUUGAAUGGAAGUAGAAUUCUUCUGCAAGUGACACAAAGUAGUCUUAUUUGUCACACCUGGAAAAAGGUCCUAAUGAGUUUUGCAAAAAGAUUGUAAAUUAACUUUCAAAGUCUAUUUUGUGUACGGGAGUCUACAGCAACUUUUGACAAAUUCAGAAUAUUUUCAACUUUGUAUAUAUAUUCAAAACCUAAAUUGUCUUGGUACAUUGUAUUAUACUUUUUAUGUACUUGCUAUUUUUUAUGUAGAUUUAAUUGUUUCAGUAAUAAAUGCUCAUGUAUUAUUGUUGGUGCCAUAUCAAUGGAGUACAAACAGUAUGUAUAAAUAUACUGUGUAUACACCAUAUUAGGGUUGUCAGCUUAUAAUCACAAAACAUCCCUUGAAGCAUGUACAGAUGCAGAUUAAUUGCACAUUUUAUUUUUUGUACACCUUAACCAUGAACGGUAACAACACAGGUUGUUCUAAGGUCAGUGAUCAGGUCAAUGCAUACGUCAAUGCCAAGAUGUGUGAGGAGACUCCAACUUGUGGCAAAUUUUGUUUCAAAAUAAAC